UCAAACAGCUGUGCUGCCAGUGUGUCCCUUCGACGUGCUAACAAGUGUUUUACGUUUUUUUUUGGCGUCUGUAAAAAAGAAGAAUAUUUUUUCCUUUAUUCUCCUUUAAAAUCAGAAAUUUAUUUUAUUAUUUAAAAUUAAAAGCUGAAACUAUAAAAAAAAAAACAACAAUGGCCGAAGUCGAUGCAAUAACGAUUAUCGCUGAAAGUCUAAAAGCCCAGGGCGUUGAAUAUGUUUUUGGCAUCAUCGGAAUUCCCGUCGUUGAGCUAUCAAUGGCAAUGCAAGCGGCCGGUCUCAAAUAUAUCGGAAUGCGAAAUGAACAAGCUGCUUGCUAUGCUGCCCAAGCUAUUGGCUACUUGACAGGCAAACCAGGAGUCUGUUUAGUUGUGUCCGGACCAGGAUUGCUUCAUGUAACAGGUGGCAUGGCUAAUGCUCAAGUAAACUGUUGGCCUCUUCUCAUCAUUGGGGGAGCUACAAACGAAGAUCAUGAAGGUAUUGGUGGCUUCCAAGAAUGCCCACAAGUGGAACUUACUCGUCCGUACUGUAAGUAUGCUGCUCGCCCACCAAAUGCUUCCCUCAUUCCAAUGCAUGUGGAAAAGGCUGUUCGAUAUGCAACGUACGGUCGCCCAGGCGUUGCCUACCUAGACUUUCCUGGUAAUCUGCUGCAAUCAAAAGUUAACGUUGACACUGUAGCACCGGUAUUCGCACAUCCAGCACCACCUCUUGUUUAUCCUGAUCCAGAAGAUAUUCGGCGAGCCAUGAGGUUUCUUACAACUGCCAAACGUCCAUUGGUAAUCAUUGGCAAAGGAGCAGCUUAUGCUCAUGCAGAGAAUAUUCUUCGCCAUUUCAUAGAUAACACUAACUUGCCUUUUCUUCCUACACCUAUGGGAAAGGGUGUGGUUUCCGAUACUGCUUCACAAUGUGUGUCAUCAGCAAGAACCUAUGCACUGCAAAAUGCUGAUGUUGUGUUGUUGUUAGGAGCCCGUUUGAAUUGGAUUCUUCAUUUUGGUCGUCCACCAAGGUUUGACAAAGACGUCAAAGUUAUUCAAGUCGAUUUAUGCCCAGAAGAACUGCACAACAGUGUAAUGAGCAGUGUUGCUGCACAGUCUGACAUCAAACCAUUCGCUGAGCAUUUGUUUGAGCAAAUGAAUGCUGUGAAUUAUGUUUUUUCACAAGACAACGACUGGUGGAAGGAACUCAACGCUAAAUGUCAGCAGAAUAGGGAAUCAGUUCAAAGAAUGUCCCUUAACACUGAGGCACCGUUAAAUUAUUACACUGUGUUCCAUCAUUUGAGGGAGUUAAUUCCCAGAGAUGCUAUAAUUGUCAGUGAAGGUGCCAACACGAUGGACAUUGGACGUGCAAUGUUGCUUAAUAUUCUUCCUAGGCAUCGUCUUGAUGCUGGCACAUUCGGAACAAUGGGAGUAGGCCCUGGCUUUGCCAUUGCUGCUGCAUUGUAUUGUCGGGAUCGCUUCCCGGGUAAAAAAGUUGUUUGUGUUGAAGGAGAUUCGGCUUUUGGAUUCUCGGGGAUGGAAUUAGAAACCAUGGUGCGUUACAAUUUACCAAUUACAAUCGUUAUCGUUAAUAACAGUGGCAUAUAUGGGGGAUUUGACAAAGAUACUUUUGACAGUAUAAGAAGUUCAGGCGAUCUAACACAAGUGACUCCUCCAUCGGCCCUGGGUGUUCAGGUUCGAUACGAACAAAUGCUUCAAAUGUUUGGACUUCAAGGACACUUUGUAAAGGAAAUUCCCGAACUGCAAAAAGCAAUAAAAGAAGCCCAACAAUUAACGGAUCGCCCUACAAUUAUUAAUGUUAUUAUCAAUUCAACAGCGGAUCGCAAACCACAAACAUUUAACUGGCUUACAGAGUCAAAGUUGUAAUAUUGUGGUCGUUUAUUCUAUAAAUCAAUUGUUCGUUCCACUCUCCUUAGAAUUAUUUUAAAUAUUGUAUUGGUUUAGGUAUAACGUUCGGUUUUUGUACUUUGUAUGUGAUUUUGUGUUUUAUUUUGUUUUAUGCUGAUUUUGUAUGUUUCUUAAAAGUUACAAGUUUUUUUUUUUUAUAAAUAUUUCUUUUAAAAGCAAUACAAAAUGCAUUUAUUUAAAAUUUCAUAAAUUAUUUCUGAUUAGAUAGUUUAAUUUUAUUAUGAACAUAAGAACUUGAUAAUAUUAUUAAUCAUUGUUUAAAAGUAAUAAAACACACGAAUUUUAACAAUA
This is a messenger RNA of Episyrphus balteatus (marmalade hoverfly), 2210 nucleotides long. It is a transcript of the gene Hacl, whose product is annotated as 2-hydroxyacyl-CoA lyase 1. Lineage: Eukaryota; Metazoa; Arthropoda; Insecta; Diptera; Syrphidae. The record is from RefSeq and is a predicted model, not a curated record. Gene Ontology annotation, biological process: fatty acid alpha-oxidation. The transcript is spliced from 4 exons. Bases 171 to 1877 code for a protein of 568 amino acids. Gene Ontology annotation, molecular function: magnesium ion binding; catalytic activity; thiamine pyrophosphate binding. Gene Ontology annotation, cellular component: peroxisome.